AUGGUGAAGCUCGCGAAAGCCGGGAAAAAUCAAAGUGAUUCCAAGAAGCUGGCUCCUCCACCCAAAGAGGUAGAAGAAGACAGUGACGAUGAGGAACUGUCAGAAGAUGAAGAAGAAAGCAGUGGAGAAGAGGUUGUCAUUCCUCAGAAAAAAGGCAAGAAGAAUACCACACUGCCAUCAAAGAAGGUGGUGGUUUCCCCCACAAAAAAGGUAGUUGCCACACCGUCCAAGAAAGCAGCUGUCACCCCUGGCAAGAAGGCAGCUGCUACACCAGCUAAGAAGACAGUUACAGCAGCCAAAGCAGCACCAACACCUGGCAAGAAGGGAGCCACCCCAGGUAAAGCAGUGGUGGUGACCUCGGGUAAGAAGGGAGCUGCUCCUCCAGCCAAGGGGGCAAAGAAUGGCAAGAAUGCCAAGAAGGAAGAGAGUGACGAAGAAGAUGAUGAAGACAGUGAAGAAGAUGAUGAGGAUGAGGAUGAAUUUGAGCCAAUCAUGACGAAAGGAGCAGCUGCCCCUCACUUUGAUGACGAGGAGGAUGAUGACGACGAUGAAGAUGAGGAUGACGAGGAGGAGGAGGAUGACGAUGAGGAGGAUGAAGAAGAUGAUUCUGAAGACGAGGCCAUGGACACUACACCAGCAAAGGGCAAGAAAGCACCUGUAAAGGUGGUUCCUGUGAAAGCCAAGAGUGUGGCUGAGGAUGACGAUGAUGAUGAUGAGGAAGAUGACGACGAUGAUGAGGAAGAGGACGACGACGAGGAAGAUGAUGAGGAAGAUGAGGAUGACGAUGAAGAGGAGGAAGAAGAAGAGGAAGAACCUGUCAAAGAAGUACCUGGAAAACGAAAGAAGGAAAUGGCCAAACAGAAAGCUGCUCCUGAAGCCAAGAAGCAGAAAGUGGAAGCCGUAGAACCAACUACAGCUUUCAAUCUAUUUGUUGGAAACCUGAAUUGUAACAAGUCUGCUCCAGAAUUAAAAACUGGUCUCAGUGACCUUUUUGCUAAAAAUGAUCUCGUUGUAAUGGAUGUCAGAAUUGGUAUGACUAGGAAAUUUGGCUAUGUGGAUUUUGAAUCUGCUGAAGACCUGGAAAAAGCCUUGGAACUCACUGGUUUAAAGGUCUUUGGUAAUGAAAUUAAACUAGAGAGACCGAAAGGAAAAGACAGUAAGAAAGACCGAGAUGCCAGAACACUUUUGGCCAAAAACUUGCCUUACAAAGUCACUCAGGAUGAAUUAAAAGAAGUGUUUGAAGAUGCCCUGGAGAUCAGAUUAGUCAGCAAAGAUGGAAAGAGUAAAGGGAUUGCUUAUCUUGAAUUCAAAACAGAAGCUGAUGCUGAGAAAACCUUUGAAGAAAAGCAAGGAACAGAGAUUGAUGGCCGUUCUAUAUCCUUGUACUACACUGGGGAGAAAGGUCAAAAUCCAGAGCACAGAGGUGGGAAGAGCAGCACGUGGAGCGGUGAAUCAAAAACACUGGUUUUAAGUAACCUCUCCUACAGUGCAACAGAAGAAACUCUCCAGGAAGUAUUUGAGAAGGCAACUGCUAUCAAGGUGCCUCAGAACCAGAAUGGCAAAUCUAGAGGGUAUGCAUUUAUAGAAUUUGCUUCAUGUGAAGAUGCUAAAGAAGCUUUAAAUUCUUGUAAUAAAAGAGAAAUUGAAGGCAGAGCCAUCAGGCUGGAAUUGCAAGGAUCCAGAGGAUCCCCUAAUGCAAGAAGCCAGCCGUCCAAAACACUGUUUGUCAAAGGUUUGUCUGAGGACACAACUGAGGAAACAUUGAAGGAGUCAUUUGAUGGGUCUGUUCGCGCC
Chrysochloris asiatica (Cape golden mole) is the source of this 1794-nucleotide messenger RNA. RefSeq names its product nucleolin (gene NUCLEOLIN). NCBI's taxonomy places the organism in Eukaryota, Metazoa, Chordata, Mammalia, Afrosoricida, Chrysochloridae. The annotation marks the transcript as partial. The transcript is spliced from 12 exons. The record is from RefSeq and is a predicted model, not a curated record. Gene Ontology annotation, molecular function: RNA binding.